Messenger RNA from Biomphalaria glabrata, 2072 nucleotides. RefSeq lists its product as uncharacterized. The coding region runs from base 168 to 1247 and encodes 359 amino acids. The transcript is spliced from 4 exons. Gene Ontology annotation, molecular function: protein binding. The record is from RefSeq and is a predicted model, not a curated record. NCBI's taxonomy places the organism in Eukaryota, Metazoa, Mollusca, Gastropoda, Planorbidae.
UUUGUAUUCUUUGCAAAGAACAAACUAAAAGAAAUGAUUAGAUCUAGAAAUAGAAUAGAAUGUAUUUCAUCCUGAGAAGUGGGGAAAAAGUCGUUAUAGGAGUAAUGCUUUAGAAAUAUUGCAAUUAAUGUUGUAAUUAUUGUUGUAUUUAUUGUUCCAUCUAAAUAAUGCCAUUUGCUUUAUAUAAUAGCUUAAGUUAUGGUUGGACAUACAAGAUCCAUGCGAAUCGCCCAACGCAUUCUAGACUAAAUGUAGUAACAUUUGUAGCCAAUUCAACUUCCCUCUUCAGUAUGUGCCACUGUUUAGGUUGCAGGUAUACAAAGGGUUCGAUUCUUUGUGUCUCCCUCUUUGUCCUAGCUGCUUCAUCAGCACAGGAACUUCGCCAGGAAGAAAUCUUUUUCCCAGAUACACUUAGCCUGCGCCAGUACUGCGGAAAACACCUCAAGGUCAAUAAAGCUAUGAGGGUGGAAUUGAAAGAGAGCCCUCUUGUUUCGCCCUGCAUCCUACAGGUCAGCUCCACUAACGGCAGCUUGCUCGCUACAUUUGUCAACUUUCAUUAUAGGAAUACAUAUAUACGCUGUGACGAGACGAUCCAACUAUGUAGCCCCCGAAAAUGUUUCUUUGAGCAUGACGGAUAUUGUGGAGAGACGAGACCACAGGUUGUUUACAACUUAGAUUCAAACGGCACUCUGACCUACACCUAUAAUGUAGACGACUACAAGGUCAUGACUUUCACCAUACUGUUUACCGAAGCACUCCUUCUCCGUGGUACCGCAAAGGGAGGAUGCCCAAAUAAUUUGUUUGACUGCAGCUCUGCAGGCAUAUGCAUCGAUCCUUCCUUAGCCUGCAACAAGAAUGAAGAUUGCCCAGACGGCGAGGAUGAGCUGGACUACUGCUGGGUCACGACUCUCAGGACUCUGGUCUUCCUUUCCGUCAUCCUGAUCGUUCCAGGGAUCACGUUCUCGGGCGUCUACUAUAUCGUGAAGAAGAUGAUGCUGAAGAAGGUUGAGAAGCUGAGGUACACUGACAUCAUUCAGCAGCAAGGGUCUCCGUCAUCUCAGCAGUCCCUGCAACGGUCUGUGGAUACCUCCGGCUCAUUCUGUAAUGUCAUCACGUCUUGCGAGGACAGUCUUUCUGACUUCACCUUCCGAGACCAGGACUCAAUGCUAUCAAGUGUAGCCGGCGAUCUGGAGACAGAAGGGAGUGAUUCACUCAAAUCAAAAGAAAGUCAGAGGAUAGGGGAGUAAAGAAGGGAAACGACAAUGUGUUCAUUGACGCCGGUUGUGCCUCCAAAUUCUAUUUCCAAUCAUUUCUAAUUUUUUUUAAUUUGUAAAAAAAUAAUUUUACUAAUCAAGACAUGUAAAAAUAGAAUUAACACUGAGAGAAGAUGUAUACAUUAUUAUUUUUCUCUUUCUAUUCGUAUAUUAAUUGAUAGGCUUAAUAAAGCAAAGGUAUUUAAAUCUGCAAUUUGCAGGGAAAAAAAGACACAUUUCUCGGAUAUUUUUCUAUAAUCUUUCUAGAACAUUGUAAAAUACAGAAAUAUAGAUAGAAUGAACAGUUUGUUUUAUUUGCAAAAUUAGGGGGGGGGGGAGGGGGAAUUCCUCAAGCACCUUUUCUUGCCCACCAUUUCUAAUCACUUAGACUCCAAACUGGAACUGUCUCUUACACAUAUGUAAGUACUUAGAUUCUAAACUGGCCUCAUACAUCAUGGUCCAGGUAUCUGACAGCGUUUCCUAUCAUCGUAAAGGGCGAAAAGCCUACUUUCACUUGCACUAGUUCUAUCCUUCUAAGAUAGCUCGCACUUUCCAAACCUGUCAUGUUAUGUUUUAGCACCCUGCUAACUUACAGUGUUCAGGCUCUUUCCCUUUCUGCCUGGAAGUGUCUAUACCAGGGAUUGAACUUUUUUUUCACGUAUUCUAGAGUUGCAUCGAAAGUAAAUUUGCUUAGUCCCCCACCCCUCCCCUUGGUAAACUUAAAUUCUCGUUACUUAUGCAACCUCAUGUCACGAUGAUGAUUGGUUUAGAAAGAAGAGUGUACCUACAUUGGUUUUAAAUAAAUACCGUAUAAUCAUG